AUAUCAUCGGUGCACAAUGACCGACGAUCUUAUGAGGGCAUUUACAAGUAUAUAACGUCCAGCGAUUUGUUAGACAGACAUCAGUCAUCAACACCAACUUACUAGUUACACAACAAACACAACAAUCAGUGAAAAUGUACUCAAUUUACGCUAUCUUCGUUGCUGUAUUGGCUCUGUCUAAUGCAGAGCCACCAGCUCAACAAGGUGUCGUGCCUGGAAGCCUCAUUAGGCUGGUACAACCGUCGCAGCCUCAGCCACAGGUAUUCUACUAUCAACCAGCUCAAUAUAAGGUCGCCGAGGAUGAAAACAAAAACGUCACAGCUGUUGAAGGACAACAGAAAAACACCACAGAACCAACAACUCCGAAAAACUUCAACGGCCAACGUAACGCUCCAGUACCAGAAGAACAAGAAAAACAGAAAGAGAAUCUGGAAGCCCCAAUUGAAGAAAUGGGCGUCUACUACAUCUACCAUCCCACAGGUCUGCUGCAACGGGUGAUGUAUGCGACCAAAGACGAUGCAAGGAACAUGGCGUUCAGCGCAAAAUUGAAGUACAAGAAUGUGGAACCCGUCUCUGGACCUAUCUACACGUAUGACCCUGAAACUUAUGUUUUCAAACAAGUCACACAAUAAUUUUCUGAGUUGUUCCGAAUAAACUGAUCUAAAUGAAAACCUACAA
Messenger RNA from Acanthoscelides obtectus, 678 nucleotides. NCBI's taxonomy places the organism in Eukaryota, Metazoa, Arthropoda, Insecta, Coleoptera, Chrysomelidae. The record is from the annotation of a GenBank genome assembly.